AUGUAUCUCCUAACUAUCCUCCCCCUCCUCACGCUCACCACCCUCGGCCUGUCAACUCCAACAAUCCACGACAACCAUCUGGGCCCAAGAGACAUUCAUUACGGCGCCUCCCCCUCCUCUUCAAGCAAUGCUCAAUGGAGGAGACCAACAAAUAGACCACCGCCCGUGUACCGAAAGCUGGGCCAUGCGAUAGUGCACAACAACUGCAAUUUCCCAGUCUACCUCUGGUCCGUGGCCUCUACAGUCCUACCAGAGCGAACCCUCCUCCCAAAUGAGGAGUACAACGAGGUCUUCCGCGAGAACGCAAACACUGGCGGUAUCGCAAUCAAGAUCACCACCGACCGUGACGGGCUGUAUACCAGUGCCCCGCAGAUGAUCUUUGCGUACAACCUUGCCUCUACACGGGAACGGGGCCAGAGACAGGAUAAAGUGUGGUAUGAUCUCUCGGAUGUCUUUGGGGAUCCGUUUGUGGGCUACCCGGUGAAUCUUACUCCUUCUGAGCCGUCGAUUUCUUGGAAGGAUGGUGUUCCCCCUGCUGGGAGUCAGGUGAGGGUUGUUGAUGCUUCGACGGAUUUGCGUUUGUCGCUUUGUUGA
Messenger RNA from Penicillium samsonianum, 594 nucleotides. Its product is annotated as Bys1 family protein. The coding region runs from base 1 to 594 and encodes 197 amino acids. The record is from RefSeq and is a predicted model, not a curated record. NCBI's taxonomy places the organism in Eukaryota, Fungi, Ascomycota, Eurotiomycetes, Eurotiales, Aspergillaceae. The transcript has a single exon.